This is a messenger RNA of Nothobranchius furzeri (turquoise killifish), 1136 nucleotides long. Its product is annotated as sperm acrosome membrane-associated protein 4. NCBI's taxonomy places the organism in Eukaryota, Metazoa, Chordata, Actinopteri, Cyprinodontiformes, Nothobranchiidae. Gene Ontology annotation, biological process: sperm-egg recognition. The record is from RefSeq and is a predicted model, not a curated record. Gene Ontology annotation, cellular component: membrane.
AAGCGAUAAAUGCGAGUUGGUCUGAGCUCAUAACGGUCUCAGUUCCACGCAGGAGAACCGCUGUUCCUUCCUCAGUUUGUCGCCUUGAUUUCGUCUUUUUUUCCCCGCUCAAAGAUGAAGAGAAUCGCUUUUAUAUUCGCUGUCGCUUUCUGCUUUGCCGUUGGUCAAGCUCUAGAUUGCUACCAAUGCAAAAUCGGCUUGUGGGACCUGUGCUUCACAACAAAGACCACGUGUAGCAGCGGAGAACAAUGCUUCAGUGGGAUUGGGAAAGCAGCUGGCUUCAUGGACAUCAAAAUGAAGGGCUGUCUUGCAGUUGCUAAGUGCAACAUGACUUCAGAAGAAAACUUCUCUUUCAGCAGUAACAUCACCGUUUACAAAAUGACCAAGACCUGCUGUAACACCGACCUGUGCAACUCGGCACCAGGCCUGCCUGGGACCUCCGGGCUCACCCUGGCCCUCACCGCCCUUUCUGCUCUGUUUGCAACACAUCUUAUGGUUUAACCUGACGGCACAGCGUACAUAACCAGUUAGCACUACGAGGAUUAAAUAACUACUUAUGAGUGGUGUGGAAUCUUUUUUACUUUUCCUGGUUCUUUGCUUUUUUCAGAUGUAUAGUCUUGGUUCUGGAAGUGAUUUUGUUUGAGUGAACUCUCUUCCCUUUUGUAUUUUUGUACAUGCAUCAUCUCUCAUUUUAAUCACCCAGACCAAACGUUAGCGAAUAGGUCUGUUCAAAACAAAUGUCCUAACAAACAAACAACCACAUAUGAACUGAAUCAGUGUCAUAUUUGGAUCUCAAAAACAAAGCUAAUGUCUCACCUGCUGAAUUAGUCCAGGUCAGCAUAAAGACAGAAAACAAAACAACAAUGCUAGGUUAGCUUACCCAGCACCUGUUGUUUAUUAAAUGCUGUGGAGUCAGCGCAGGUUGUUUCUGUGGAAUUUGAAUGUGUGUAAAAUAUUAAAGCAGUCUGAUGUAAAGUUAUCAGUUAAAUCUGUAACCUCCUCUGUUCAGAUGUUAUGACUCCUUUCUUUAAAACAAACUUUGGCAUUUCUUUCAAAAACAUAAACAUAAAACAUUAUUUUGUGUAUCUGGAUUUGAACAUUUUUAAUAUGACUAAAAAUAAAAAUGGGGAAAAGAA